This is a messenger RNA of Aspergillus uvarum CBS 121591, 440 nucleotides long. RefSeq lists its product as uncharacterized. The record is from RefSeq and is a predicted model, not a curated record. NCBI's taxonomy places the organism in Eukaryota, Fungi, Ascomycota, Eurotiomycetes, Eurotiales, Aspergillaceae. The transcript has a single exon. The coding region runs from base 12 to 191 and encodes 59 amino acids.
ACUGUGUCGACAUGGUAAGAACGGUCUUUUCGUCCCGGGAUUUGCCCAUUUUGAUCCUUGCUGGCUGGCUGGCUGGCUGGAUCACUGGUUGGCUCAGUGAGUUUGCUCUCCUUUUCCCCCCGAUUACUCUAUUUUCGCUGCUCAUCUCGGUCUUCUGCUGUGUCCUUACCAAAGGUCAAGACAACGAGUGAUACUCUAUGCAAAUCAAUGCUACUUUGAUUAGCCGCUCGCGAAGAUUUUCCUCGUGUUGGCUCCGUGUUGCUCCGGUUCGCAAUUUAUUCUCUUUCGAGUUAAUUCGUCGCGAGAGGAAGAUCGCAGGCCCGUAGGAAAUCAGUUCCUUAUUCAUGAGGCGACAGCCACUGAGAGUAUACCUCGGUUUGAGCCAGUGUGCUUUUUGAGAGGCGGCUCACAACAACUAAUAACAAGACAAAACAUGGUCA